AUGACGAAUAUGUCAGAUGUCACUUCCCGCCAACGAGAACCCCUUGAAGAUAACAAUCAACAGGCGAAAGCGGAGGCGCCGUCGGGGCUAGAAACCAACCCACAAACGAACCCCAAAGAAAGUGUCACUCAACCUAUGGAGUCUAUUUUUACCUCCGGAUUUCUUGCAGAGGUAUACAAGGAGAAGCCCCUAGGGUCUGCUGGGGUCGAUAGGAUUGUCACUCGUUUUCCCCCAGAACCAAACGGUUUCCUUUACUUAGGAUAUAGCAAAGCUAUCGUAGUCAAUUUCGGGUUCGCGGAACAUCAUGGUGGGGAUUGUUAUUUAUGCUACGAUGACACCAAUCCUGCGAAAGAAGAGGAGAAGUAUUUCACAGCUAUUGAAGAGAUUAGGGCUGUUGACGAUAUCCGCCUCGGCAGAUAUUAUUCGACCGGAUAUCGGCGGCGGAUACGAUAUUCGCUGUUCUUUCCACGUCGGAUACGAAUAUCGAAUAUUAUUCGACUGCUGGUCAUGCCGGCAGAUACGAUAUCUGCCAUACCGCGCCGAUAUUCGAAUUAUCCGCCGUACAUUCAAUCAUACGGAGAGAGAUGA
Molecule: messenger RNA, 588 nt
Organism: Talaromyces stipitatus ATCC 10500
Lineage: Eukaryota; Fungi; Ascomycota; Eurotiomycetes; Eurotiales; Trichocomaceae
Product: glutamyl-tRNA synthetase, cytoplasmic, putative
Exons: 1
Coding region: 1-588 (195 amino acids)
Biological process (GO): glutaminyl-tRNA aminoacylation
Cellular component (GO): cytosol
Molecular function (GO): ATP binding; glutamine-tRNA ligase activity
Source: RefSeq, a predicted model, not a curated record